ACACAUUCCAAACCACUUUUCUGUGCUCGACGCGCUCCUUUCUCAUGAAGUCAUCUAAUACUAAUAUUAAGCCCUCUUUGCCUUUCCUGCACCGAUAACCACAUUGCUCUUCGUGCACCAAUAUCCUCUACUGUACAGACCACAACCUUUAAAUUUUAUCCCUAGAAUUUGUGCUCACGCACCAGCUUUGACUUUCUCUAACUACCGUGCGUUGCUAUUCCUAUUCCUAUUGUGUUGAAAAAAAGUUACAUGUUUUACGAACGAAGCCUGCUUUUUCUCUUGAACCACAUCCAUUCUAUGCUCGCAGAGGUUGUUGACUUCUAGACUCUUUCCCGGGCCAGCAGUCCCUGAGAGGACCACAGCCACACCAUCGUUAUCUCACGGAAAAUCAAAAACAUGUCGUCAACUAGUACGACAAACACGCCGCCUUCUUCUUCCGGCACAGACACCAAAACCAUGCUCCCGAAGCCGGGCACGGAAAUCUGCCGCGAGACGCUCCACGUCUUGGAUGCGAAUUUGAUCCGAAUCCAGGAGCGCAUGCUCAAGAUUCGGUGCGGCUUUUCCGAGGCGCUGGCGGACGAGGCGGCGGCGCUGCUCACGCUGAGUGGCAACAGCGUGGAUUUCAGCCACGACGGGGAGGCGGAAGACACCAUCGUGGUGCGCCCGCAGGACUGGAAGCCGCGCGAUGCGGCUGCACCAGGAGGGGAGAUUUAUGACGAAGGAGGUUUCGUCAGAGGUGCUCUAAGUAGCACGAGCAGCGCAAGCGCUGGUACAACCAGGUCCACUUCUUCUUCUUCAAAUUCUACUACGGCGCAGAGGACUAGCGAUGGGCACAGAAACACAACAAGCACAAGGGCUGGCGGGACGAGGAGCGGCUCUAGUACUACAAGCACUACCAGCACUACCACGACUUCACUUUCUGGAAUUCCUCCUGCCAGCCGGACUCGAACCAUGUUUCUGUUGGUGGAGCAGCAGAAGCUCCCACAAUACAACUCGGCCGCCGUAUUACAGUGAAAAGUGCCCCCCACCCCCAAAGUUGCAAAAAUUUGUGAUGCGAAGUUUCCAAAUGAAAACUUUUUGUCAUGCAUCAAAGAAGUACGAAUCUUUAUCUUUCUGAUGCAGAGUCUAGUCGUGUUUCGCAUCGCUUGCAUGACAAGCACCGCUCUUGCUGGGAUCUUUUGCAAUACAAAUUUUCGCUAUUUACCAUCGGAAAUCUGUGAUGCUGAUACAUGCAAGAGGGCGAAUGUUUCAUUUGGAAAGGUUUGCAAUACAAAUGCUUUCAAGUUCGGGGGUGGGGGCAUUUUUCAUUGUAAUACGCCGAAAACGCGACGGCGCUUCUGUCCGGGACCACGUCGAGAGUGGCGAGUCUGUAUGGCGUUCUCAACUGUUACACUCUCAGCUGUUACAUGGAUUUGUGACGCAAGAAUGGCAAAAGUGGAAGGGGUCACCUCGCGCGUCUUGCAUGACAGAUCUGGCAAAGAUUUUCAGCCUGUUUGGCUCUUCGAGAAUUUGUCAUGCGAAGCAGCUCGAUCGUGUCGAUUCUGAUUGUGGUUUUGCAUUACAAAUCAUGUAACAGUUGAGAAUGUAACAUUUGAGAACGCCAUAGCCUGAUGAGCCGGCUUUUGUUCUCGUCCUCGUCUACUUCCGCCGCUCCUGCGACGACCGGCGCAAGAACCGGGGAUGGCGCCGCGGAAGGAGGUGAAGGAGCCCAAGACAGCACGAACUCUUCCGCGAAGCAGGAUAAAGAUUCCCAGAAAGACCACAACAACGCGAAGCCCAAGGCGAGCUACAAUUUCGCCUCAGCCGCAUCGAGCUCGCAACUACACAACACCGAAAUUAUCCAGUUUGAGCCUGCCUGCGCAGCACGCGUGACUCUACACGGGUUUUUUGAUCAUCAUGACCAACAACUCGGGGCUGCGGCGGGGCAUAAGUCUUCUGCGGACGUGGGGCAAGUUUCUUCUGUUUCUUCUUCUUCCUUUGCAGCCUUUCCAGAGGCAGCUGCAACUAUCGAGGAGGAGUGGGAGAUUGUGAGCAAGGACGACGCUUUAGAGCAGUCGUCCUCUUCCUCAUCCGCGUCUACCUCGGCCGUGAAUAUUCAAAAAGCGGAGAACUACUUCAACGCCUCGAGUCUGGAAGAAAUCUUUCGUGACUACGAGUACGACUUUCCAAAGCCGGAUCAUGUUGUUGGCCAAACAACAAUGACCACGGGCGGGACUAAAAGUGGCAAAAACGGCACGAUCAACAUGAACAAGUCUAGGACAUCAAAUGUGAAACAGCAGAAAACCAUCAUCCUCGAAGACAUUUUCGUGCUGAAGCAUCUGAAGCAGGUCGGGCUGGAAUUCCGCCUGGUCAAUUUCCUCCAGGAUUUAGCGGAGGCGGAAAACGCAGAUCUCUGGAUGCUGUGCCGUUCGCAAACGGAGAAAGGGUAUUGGAAGUGGAAACUGAACUGCGCCGACCAGCAAUCGAAUUAUCACAACUCAGCGACAUCUUCUUUUCGUGGCAAAAAUGGUGCUCAACACAUGACGAAGAGCCUGACACUGCAACAACGCCACCUGUCGUCGUCGACGACACAGGUGACUGCAAGCGGUUCGUCCGCAGCUGGUACUCCUGCUGCGCCUUCGAAAAGUUCCUUUAGCUUGAGCAUCAACCUGCUAGGAUCAUCUUCAAACAACGGCCCAAGUGCGACUGCUGGUCGUGACGGAGCCUCUAGUACCCACGCUAUGAAAAACGCCACUUUCCCCUCGAUGCUCAACAGUAUCAUCGCGGAAAAUAGCAACCACAGUGUGCACAGGGGCGGGGUGCUGGGGAACCAUCAGAGCAGUGGUCUCACGCAAACAACGGUGACCGACCUCGUGGAAUCGGAAAUCCUGCAAAGUCGGCCAUUUGCGCUGUGUAUCCGCCGGCAUGUGGAGGAAGACGAGCUGCAGUUCGGCGCCUUUUGCAGUGCCACAUCGACCUCCUUCGCAGGCACUGGCUCAUGUGCGGUUGCGACUAAUGGAACAGCUUCUAGUACUCCAGGAGGCUCUCUGCAUUCCAGUGGCCGGAGUGCGGCUACAACUACUUCAAGCAGCUCUAACAGCACUUCUUCUAUCACCAGCUGGAUGAAGCAGACAAGCGCAAGUAGCACGGGCGGAAAAGCGAAUUCGAAUUCCCUGGGUUCAGCGCCACCUCUAGUGCCAACCACAACAAUCACGGCCACCGCAUCCUCCGGCAUCGCGGCGAACAGCAGCAUUCGAAAGGUGGUGACUUUUCCGAACAAGAAGGAAAAUUAUACAUCCAAUGCUGGUCAUCUAGCGCAAGUUUCGAACACCGCCUCCCGGACAGCAGCACCCGGACUGCACCAGCCCACGCAGAACAGCAUGCACAUCAACCAGGUUGCAAUGUUGAGCAGCAAUUUAGUUUCAGGAGCCCCCGCAGCUCCAGGAACGAAGAAGAACAACGUGGAGUUCGAAAUGAAGCCACUAUUUGGCAAGGCAACAACACCAACUGGUGCUCCAUCAGCAUCGGGCUCUUGUUCUUCAUCCUCAGACUCUUCUUCCUGGCCGCUGGAUCUGAUGAGCUCUUCUAUGUUUUUCGCGCCGAGAUUGCGUGCGGGAUGUGGAGUUGCAGCAGGAGCAAAUACUCCCACGACAGCACCAGCCGGUCUCCAGCACCAGGAGGUAGGGGGUGGAAGCUCCCGGGUCGGGAACACGACGACCAACGGGAGUACUGUCAGCACGAAGAAGGAGGACAAGACUCUGGCCCAACUGUUUUCGGAAGCUGGCGAUGUUGGCACCGAAAACUUUUUGAAUUUCGGCAGUUCAUCUUCUGUGAAGAAGCAGGAUAGUACAGCAGCUGAUGUUAAUACCAGGCAGCUGCAGGAGCGCAUCAACCCGAGGAACAACUUGGUCAACCUGAUCCUCCGCAGCUCCGACAACACGCCCCUGCUGACGUCCGCUACAACUUCUACAACAGGCGUAACUAAAAAUUCUGGUCGUGGGGGUGCAACGGAUCGCAUCCUUUUUCCGGCGCCCGCGAACAAAAUUGGAACGGCGGGACAAGCUGCUGCUGGACCAAGCAGCCAAGUUCAUCUCGGGGCAGCAGCUACAGUACCGGCAACGCAGCAGCAACACACGCCCCCGCUUUUCCCGACAACGGCUGUCCUCGGCGUGGAUCUGGUUCCCGUGCUGACAGCCGCGGCGGCGUCCGCGGCAACGACAGCACGCCGAGACUGCAACGCAUCUCAAUCUGGGGCAGACCAGCAGGACAAGAAAAAAACUGCUGCGGUUUCAUCUACAGGGGGGAAAAACAAAACCAAGACCGACUCGGAGACUGAGGUCGAGGAGCUGAUGACGGCGGUUGCCGCAAGCCUGUCGACGGCGGAACAAGAAGACGAAGAGCUGGCCGAGGCCAUUCGACUGAGCCUUCAAAUCAAGGACUCCAUUGUCUAA
Molecule: messenger RNA, 4430 nt
Organism: Amoebophrya sp. A120
Lineage: Eukaryota; Dinophyceae; Syndiniales; Amoebophryaceae
Source: the annotation of a GenBank genome assembly